AUUUAGUAUUUUCUCUUCCUCGCGUUCAGAUCUGUUCCUUAUCCGCUCAGUAACCUACUCUACCCCGUUCCCUUCACCAUUUCAACGAUGGCUGCUCCCGACGUCGCUGCCACCCCCGGCGCGCAGACCGGCAAGGUGAAGUGGUUCAACAGCACCAAGGGCUUCGGGUUCAUCACGCCGGACGACGGUGGCGAGGAGCUCUUCGUGCACCAGACGAGCAUCAAGGCCGAGGGCUUCCGCAGCCUCGACGAGGGCGAGGCCGUCGAGUUCACCAUCGAGACCAGCGAGGACGGCCGCACCAAGGCCGUUAACGUCACCGGCCCGGGCGGAUCCUACGUUAAGGGCGCUCCCAGGCGUGAUGGGUAUGGCGGCGGCGGUGGACGCUUCGGCGGCGGUGGCUUCGGCGGCCGUGGCGGUGGACGCUUUGGCGGCGGCCGCGGCGGCGGAAGGUUCGGCGGCGGUCCCGGCGUGUGCUACAACUGCAACAUGCCCGGGCACAUUGCUCGCGACUGCCCGACGCCUGCUAUGGGUGGUGCCCCCGGCGGCGGCGCUCCCCGCACGUGCUACACCUGCAACCAGCCCGGCCACAUCGCUCGCGACUGCCCUCAGGCUGCUCAAUGAGGAAAUACCCUUUUGAGACGUUUCCAUACAACGCUCCAAUUCUGCCGCAUCUUGCUGCCUUCAAUCCGCGUCUACCUUUCUCUCCCACCAGCUGCUGCCCUUUUUUCGGUUUUCCCUGCCCACGUAGACUUUGGGUUUAUUCCGUACGGAGUGAUGAUGAGUAUGCUUUCGUUUGUUUGUCGGGGAAGAGGAUUGGUUGCGGAUCGCGUGUGAGAUGUGCCAGUUUUCAGCUCGCCGGCUUCGAAACUCGCUGAUUGGUCGACUUCGCUUCGGAACGACUAUCGGCGACUCAAAGGUGGCCUAUGUCCGAAGAAAGGGCUCGUCAAGUGUUCCGAUCUCUCGGCAUCCUGUCAAGAGGACUGUCACUCGUGAAAGUCCUGGCCUGGACGUGAGCUGGCGUCAUAGCAGGCUAUCAGCUGCUGCUGCUGCGAGCUUUCAGGAGGGUUUUGGCGGUUUCGUGUGUAUUUCGGUUUCUCUUGGGGUUUCUAUUUUCAAUUGUCGGUGCAGGAAACACCGUCUGCAGUGAAUAUGGUCAGGAUUCCAUUCUCUUGAGUUGGACUUGUUGGCUGGUUAUGGAGGUUCUGCGCCCUGCCCAUUUGUUGUGAUAGCUUCACGAUUAAUGGAGAUUUCCUGCUCUU
Molecule: messenger RNA, 1259 nt
Organism: Closterium sp. NIES-67
Lineage: Eukaryota; Viridiplantae; Streptophyta; Zygnematophyceae; Desmidiales; Closteriaceae
Source: the annotation of a GenBank genome assembly